Molecule: messenger RNA, 1809 nt
Organism: Leishmania major strain Friedlin
Lineage: Eukaryota; Euglenozoa; Kinetoplastea; Trypanosomatida; Trypanosomatidae
Product: putative nucleolar RNA binding protein
Exons: 1
Coding region: 1-1809 (602 amino acids)
Cellular component (GO): box C/D methylation guide snoRNP complex; small-subunit processome
Molecular function (GO): snoRNA binding
Source: RefSeq, a predicted model, not a curated record
AUGACCGGCUGCGUGUUGGUGCCGGGCGACAUUGGGAAAAGGGUGAGAGAACGAGAAAGCACUGGCAAGACGCCUCCCCAUCUCCCCACCACCCUCCUCCAUCAUGAUCGAUGCCCACCGUCUUCCACUUUGGUUUCAUCCACCAUCGACGUCCUCCCUUCUCUCUACCGACCCGCCUGCUCCGCCCCGCCCCGCCCCCGCCCUCAUCGACCAACGGUGCGCGGCUUCUUGAUUCGCCGUACUCGGCAGGUCCGCUGCUGCGCUCUCUACAGCAGUCACACCCGCCCUCCUUCCGUGUGUGUGCAUCACCUGUUUCUCGUCACUGGUGCCGUUCUGCUUUCUUUUUGGGGGCGCCCUUCUCUCACUCUUCUCCCUCCCUCUUUGUCGAAUCAUUCACAUCUGAUCCCCUCGUCCGACCCCACGCCAGCCACCCUCACCCUCCUCCCACCCCCUGUGACUAGCGCGAACCAAAUGGUGUACGCACUGCUGGAGCUGCCCGCUGGCGUGGCGCUGUUCAAAGUGGACGGCGAGAGGCGUAAGCUGAAGGCGCUGCUGCAUUUCAAGAGCACCGCCGAUGCCCUCGAGACGACGGCGCAGCUCGUGAACGGUGAGCUGUCGAAGCCGGUGCGCAAGUUCCUGAAGAAGAACUACCUGGAGAAGGAGGUGUCCGAGGAGCUGGCGGUGGCCGAUGCGAAGCUGGCCAAGGCUAUCAAGGAGACGCUCGCCAUCCCGUGUGUGUCCGGUGAAGACACGCUCCCGACCUUCCGUGCGCUUAAGCAGAACAUCGACAGCCUCCUCGAGGACGUCUCGGCGGAGCAGCUGAACCAGACGGCGCUCGGUCUGGCACACAACCUUAACCGGUACAAGCUGAAGUUCUCCCCUGAUAAGGUGGAUAUGAUGGUUGUGCAGGCGGUGUCGCUCCUCGAGGACCUUGACAAGGAGAUCAACAAGUACGCCAUGCGCGCGCGCGAGUGGUACGGCUGGCACUUCCCCGAGCUGGGCAAGAUCGUGAACGACAACGUGGCUUACUGCAAGAUCGUCCUAGCCAUGAAGACGCGCUUCAACGCCCGCGACACGGACUUCUCCGACUUUCUCGAGGAGGAGAUGGAGCAGCGAGUGAAGGAGGCGGCGAUGGUGUCAAUGGGCACGGAGAUUGCGGAGGAGGACAUCGAGAACAUCUCGCGGCUGUGCAACGAGGUCGUCGCGGCCUCGAAGUACCGCGAGCAGCUCUCUACCUACCUCUCCUCCCGCAUGCAGACCAUCGCCCCGAACCUGACAACGAUGGUGGGGGAGCAGAUUGGUGCCCGACUAAUCCAGAAGGCCGGCUCGCUACUGACGCUUGCCAAGUACCCUUCCUCGACGGUGCAGAUCCUCGGCGCUGAGAAGGCCCUCUUCCGUGCCUUGAAGCAGCGCCAGGCCACCCCCAAGUACGGCAUUCUCUACAACGCCUCCGUGGUGGCCAAGGCGGCCCCGGCGCAGAAGGGCACCAUGUCCCGUGUACUCGCUGCGAAGGCGUCGCUGAGCGCCCGCAUCGACUCUUUCGGCGAGGGCGACAACACGCCUGCCCUAGAGUACCGCGGCAAGGUGGAGAACCGCCUCAAGGCUUUUGAGGAGGGCAUCGCGUAUGGCAAGAGUGGCAACGCCCGCGGCGCCGGCGCCGGCUUGGAGCAGCGCGGUAGCUAUGGCGACAACCAAGGCAACGGCUUCAAGCGCCCGCGCAUGAACACUAGCGGCUUCAACAACGACCGCGGCGGUCGCGGCGGCGGCGGCGGCUUCAAGCACUCGCGCCCAGAAAACAUCGGCUACUAG